AUGUCGACCGCUACCUCGCCCACCUCUACCAACUUGCCCAGCCGGAGUGCGACAAACGCGAGCACUCACGAUGAGGCCGUUCCCGAGAUCGACCCCACCAACACAGCCGGUCUCCUCGCCGAGCGUCUGCAGGCAUGGAAGCAUGCCGUCGCCUACCUCGAGGACUACGUGGGCGCCAUGGAGAAGAUCCACGGCAAGCACGCCAAGGAGUACGAGCGCGCCCUGAAGGCCGUCUCGAACCCCCUCAAAGAGGGCCACCACUUCGACCAGAGUCUCGGAGGCCUCGCUGGGUUCUUCGAAAACCUGCGCUCCAACACGCAGGCCCUGAUCAACACGAACCUCGAGACGGAGAAGAGUCUCAAAGGCUCCGUGCUGCCUAUCCUCGACCGACUCCACAAGGAAAUCAAGCACAAGGCCAAGGAGCUGUCGGGCGGUGCGCAGAAGGGCUCCAAGGACGUUGAGAAGUCGAGGAAUAUUACCCAGAAGCAUAUUGAGCUGCUGGGCCAGCACACGGCCUCGUACGACUCGGCUGGUGGCAAGCUCUCUGGUGCGGACGACCCCUAUGUCAUCCACCGCGGCGUCCUGCACAGGUUGAGCAACCAGGUCCUGGCCGAGAACAACCACCACAACGACCUCGUCGCCGUGCAGAACAACUUUGCCGAAUUCGAAGCGCACGUCGUGCAGGUCAUCCAGCAGGCCAUGGAAGCCUUCACUCAGCUCGCCGGCGGCCAGGCCGACAAGACCCGCGCCCUGCACAACGACAUGCUGGCCAACGUCCAGCGCGUACCCCCCGAGUUCGAGUGGGCCAAUUUCACCGUGCGCAAUGCCGAGCGCCUCGCACAGCCCAACGAGGCGCCUCGCUCCGUCGACACCAUCAGCUUCCCUAACAUGGACCACCCUUCGACCAAGGCGCUCAUUGAGGGCUCCCUCGAGCGCAAGUCGCGCAACAAGCUGUCGUGGGGCAUGGCGACAGGCUACUACGUCGUGACCCCCUCCAAAUUCCUGCACGAGUUCAAGGACUCGGACAACACCCGAGAGGACCCCAAGCCGGAGCUCUCCAUUUACCUCCCCGACGCCGUCAUCGGCACCCCAUCCGGUGACAAGUUCAACGUCAAGGGCAAGGACAGGAGCAAGACUAUGAGUAGUCGCCUCACCGGCUCGUCCGAGCUCAACUUCAAGGCGCACACGGCGGCCGACGCCCAGAAGUGGUUCCAGGUCAUCUCGGGCGUGGCAGGCGCCACUGGCCCUGUGCAGUCCGACUCGCCCGUCUCCCCCUCGGGGUCGACACCUACCUCGCCUCUGGCGAGUGACGAGAAGACGCAGUCCUUCCCUAGCGACAAGUACGAGAUGAACUCGCCUACCGAGCCGGCGGCGACAGGACAAGGCGACCAUCAGGCCCAGGAGGCGGGCGUGUCGGGUGAAGCUGCGCCAGCGGCUCAGCCUUCUCCCACUGCCGCGAACUCAAAGACGGAUGCUUCUUGA
Messenger RNA from Emericellopsis cladophorae, 1482 nucleotides. RefSeq names its product Cytoskeletal signaling protein-like protein. The transcript is spliced from 2 exons. Bases 1 to 1482 code for a protein of 493 amino acids. The record is from RefSeq and is a predicted model, not a curated record. Lineage: Eukaryota; Fungi; Ascomycota; Sordariomycetes; Hypocreales; Bionectriaceae.